Messenger RNA from Erinaceus europaeus (western European hedgehog), 1092 nucleotides. Its product is annotated as olfactory receptor 14L1. NCBI's taxonomy places the organism in Eukaryota, Metazoa, Chordata, Mammalia, Eulipotyphla, Erinaceidae. Gene Ontology annotation, cellular component: membrane. Gene Ontology annotation, molecular function: G protein-coupled receptor activity; odorant binding; olfactory receptor activity. The transcript is spliced from 2 exons. The record is from RefSeq and is a predicted model, not a curated record. Gene Ontology annotation, biological process: G protein-coupled receptor signaling pathway. Bases 1 to 1092 code for a protein of 363 amino acids.
AUGGGGAUUGUUCCUCUGAACCUUGUACCUCCAUUGCCCUGGUGUGUCCACCGCACCUUGAAAAGGAGUUUUGCCAGGGAAGAGUUAAUCAUCUUGGAAAGUGACUUGGAGGUCAAGGGGCAGCCUCCAUCCUCACGGGGUGGAAGAAAUGGAACAAUGGCAAGUGAUUUGAAUAGAACUGAAGUUGCCAAGUUUCUCCUCAUGGGAUUUUCAGACAUCUGGGAGAUUCAGAUAAUGCAUGCUAUUCUAUUUUUACUAGUCUACCUGUUAGCUCUCAUGGGAAAUCUCCUAAUUGUCACACUCACCACUCUAGAUGUUCACCUGAAAACCCCAAUGUAUUUCUUUUUGAGAAACUUGUCUUUUUUAGAUUUUUGCUAUGUCUCUGUCACAGUCUCCAAAUCUAUUGUCAACUCUUUGACUCGUGCUACCUCCAUUUCUUUCAUUGGUUGUGCUCUGCAAGUCUUCUUUUUCAUUGACUUGGCAUCUACUGAGAUAGCCAUCCUUACAGUGAUGUCCUAUGACCGCUAUGUGGCCAUCUGCCAGCCCUUACACUAUGAGGUCAUCAUGAAUCAAGGUAACUGUGUGAGGAUGAUGGCCAUGUCAUGGCUCAGUGGGACAAUCUGUGGACUCAUGCAUGUAACUGCUACCUUCUCAUUGCCAUUCUGUGGGUCUAACAGGGUAAAUCAAUUUUUCUGUGAUAUCCCACAGCUUCUAAGUCUCUUAGAUCCCAAUGAUAUCAUCAUUGAGAUAGGAGUCAUGGUUUUUAUCACAAGUCUUGUGAUUAUCUGUUUUGUUUCAAUUACUCUCUCCUAUGUAUAUAUUUUUUCUACAAUCCUGAGGAUUCCAUCUAAAGAGGGGCGGUCAAAGACCUUUUCCACUUGCGUUCCCCAUCUUGUAGUUGUUACACUCUUUAUGAUAUCUGGUAGCAUUGCUUAUGUGAAGCCAAUCUCUAGUUCUCCCUCAGUUUUGGAUCUGUUCCUUUCUGUAUUCUAUACAGUUGUGCCCCCCACCUUAAACCCCAUCAUCUAUAGUCUGAGAAAUAAGGACAUGAAGGCAGCCUUGAGGAGGCAGUAUUUCAGGUUAGAAAUGUAA